Molecule: messenger RNA, 1186 nt
Organism: Amyelois transitella
Lineage: Eukaryota; Metazoa; Arthropoda; Insecta; Lepidoptera; Pyralidae
Product: protein lethal(2)essential for life
Exons: 1
Coding region: 186-731 (181 amino acids)
Biological process (GO): protein refolding; response to heat
Molecular function (GO): protein folding chaperone
Source: RefSeq, a predicted model, not a curated record
UCACAAUUAUACCAUAAUAUUAUCCAAGAAGACCUGUUGUAAACAUUACAAUGAUUACAUCUGGCAGCGAAGACGCUCAAUGAACAUGCGCGGCACGUCAUGCGCAGUGCAAACAUUCUGAAAACAGAAAUAGGAAAAACCGGCCGGCGUUCUGAAUACUCGCAUCGCAAAUUCCAAAAAAAAAUAUGUCCUUGCUGCCAUUUUUGCUGCAAUUGGAGCGUCCUUCGCGUCUCCAAGACCAACAUUUCGCUUUGGCGUUAACUCCUGAAGAUGUUCUAACAAUAGGCGUUCCACAAACCAGGGAAUACCAUCGUCCGUGGAAACAGCUAUCCAACAUGCUGAGAGACGUCGGAUCCACUAUAAAAAGCGAUAAACGGAAAUUCGAAAUCAAUUUGGACGUCCAGCAUUUUUCGCCUGAUGAAAUCUCAGUGAAGACAGCUGAUGGGUUCAUCAUAGUCGAGGGUCGGCAUGAGGAGAAGCGCGAUGAACAUGGAUGGGUGUCCCGUCAUUUCACACGUCGCUACGCUUUACCUGACGGAUGCAAUUUGGAUGCUGUCGAAUCCCGUUUGUCAUCUGAUGGAGUCUUAUCAGUCACUGCACCUUUGGAGUGUCCGAAAGAAUCCAAUGAACGUAUUGUUCCAAUCGUACAUACAGGACCUGUCAAGACUCAACCGGAACAUUCUGGUCUUGGGAACGGAGAGCCCGAGAAGAAUCUUGAGAAUGGUCAGUAGGUCAGUUUCUGGCAAUUUUCAAAAGUAGGCAUAAUUUGUCAUUUCGAAAUUAGUCCCUAGUGUUUUUUCAUUUUAAUAUAAUCGUUUUUAAUGUAUUUGCUGCGUUGUAUUUUACAUUUUAUGUUUAUUCUAUGAAUUCGUUCAAAAAUUUGUUAAUACCAACACAAUGUAUCGAUAAAUCGUCCACUGGACUUUAAUUCCUCUUAUUAACUGUAAUUAUUUUUAAAUAGAUAGCACAUAAUUAAUUUUUAAAUUUAUUCCUACUAUGUUCAUUUAGAUACAUUGAUUAGCUGAACGUGGCCUGUUAGUCUUUUCAAGACUGUUGGCUCUGUCUACCCCGCAAGGGAUAAAGAUGUGAUUAUAUGUAAGUACAUUGAUUCGGCAGAAUUGUUUUUAUUUUUUUGAUCAUGCAGGCUGUAAUUUAGAUAUAAUUUCUGGUAUGUAAUAAAUUUCUU